GCGAUUACGUGGCUCGAAAGCGGAGGCAGGACGCAAGCGCGGCAUCAUGGCGGCUCCCGGUGGUCGGUCGAGGGUGCUCCUGCUGCUGCUGGUGGUGGCGGCCGGGCUCGCCCCCCGUGCGUGGGGCCUUUACUUCCACUUGGGCGAAACGGAACGCAAAUGCUUCAUCGAGGAGAUCCCGGACGAGACCAUGGUCAUCGGGAAUUACCGGACGCAGUUGUACGAUAAGCAGCGAGAAGAGUACCUUCCCGCUACUCCCGGCCUGGGCAUGUUUGUGGAAGUGAAGGACCCCGAUGAAAAGGUGGUGUUGUCUCGGCAGUAUGGCUCAGAGGGCAGAUUUAUCUUUACUUCACACACCCCAGGAGAGCAUCAGAUCUGCCUGCACUCCAAUUCCACAAAGUUUUCCCUUUUUGCAGGAGGCAUGCUGAGGGUCCAUCUUGACAUCCAAGUUGGGGAACAUGCCAAUGAUUAUGCUGAGAUUGCAGCUAAGGACAAGCUGAGUGAGCUGCAGUUGCGUGUUCGCCAGCUUCUGGAGCAGAUAGAACAGAUCCAGAAAGAACAAAACUACCAAAGGUGGCGAGAGGAGCAGGAGCGUUUCCGGCAAACCAGUGAAAGCACAAACCAGAGGGUUCUCUGGUGGUCCAUAGUCCAGACUCUCAUUCUUGUAAUCAUUGGAGUUUGGCAAAUGAGACACCUCAAGAGUUUCUUUGAAGCCAAGAAGCUGGUAUAAAAAGAGUAAUAUCAGCUCAAAGCCUGCAUUUCUCCCAGGAACAGUUCCUGGCACUUCAGGUGUCUGCGUUGAUCUUCUCUUCUCUCAUUGGCCCUUUCCACCAGACUGGUCACUUGCCAGGUUCUGUGCCAUCUACCUCCCACUGUGCCAGCUCUUCUUCCUCCUUCAACAUGUCAGCCUGUGGUGAUCUCAGUGCAGUGUUUUGGUCCCAGGAAGAUGCUGCCUUCUUUCCAGAUAGUCAAGACCAGCUCCCUUCUCUAGCUCUACAUGAAGAUUGUGUUUUGUAUUUGCAGAGAGGGGAGGAAGGCACCAUGUCUUCAACUUUUCUCCUGACUAAAUAUGUUCUUCAAAAUUAGACUCUUCUGAAAGGCGAUUGGAACUUUGUGUAGCCAGUUUCACAGUAUAUCAGAACCAAGAAAACUUGCUAUUUUUAACUGUGUUGUAUAUGUAUUAGCACUGAUUUCUAAAUACCACCAGUGCAUCACUCAGGAGAAUGUUUUGAAUAAGAAGAUCU
Molecule: messenger RNA, 1244 nt
Organism: Thamnophis sirtalis
Lineage: Eukaryota; Metazoa; Chordata; Lepidosauria; Squamata; Natricidae
Source: RefSeq, a predicted model, not a curated record